CAUCCAUUCCAAAAUAUAAGGGCACGUACAGCGGGUCUUUUUGCCCCGUCUUUGUGAUGCCUUUUAUGCAAAAAAAACCCCCUGGUUGAGUCAAGCGACGGGAGCUGCGUCCUCUCGCGAGGCGACGGCGACGACCCGUGCUCCGAGGCGGAAGAGGCAAGCUCAGCACCGUUGUACGAGCUCGUCGUCCCGAGGCGACGGCGCGGCAGGAUCUCGCGCGGAGAGCGCGCGUGCGGGAAAUUUCCCCGCAAAAUCCAGGUUCGUCCAACUCCCCUCCCACUCCCCCAAUCCGGGAAAUUUGCCCGCGAAAUCCAGGAAAUUUGCUCCAGCAUAUAGCGCAGCAAUCUCUCCCAAUCUCCAACUCCCCUCGCUUGAUUUGGGUGCUGCUGAGAUGUCCACGGCGGCUGCAGGUAGGAAGAAGAAGGGAGGCACACCUGAGGCCUCAGAUGCGGCGGCGGCAGCCCCAGCCCGUACCCUAGGUUGUGGUGUUGGGUCGGCGACGGCGGCUCUCCCCUUCAGUCGUGGCGGCCGCGGUGUCGGGUUAGCACCGCCGCCCCGCUCUCUCGGCCGUGGUGGCGGGCCAGCAGUGGCAGCAAUCCCUCCAGGCGGCUUCCCCAGUUAUUCAGCGUCCAUGGAUGGAUUUCCCUUCCCUCCACCUUUUGAUGGAUCCUACAGAGGUGGAUUCCCCAGCUCUUCAGCUUGGUUGGAUGCGUCCGGUGGUGAUGAAUCUUCUCCUGGAUCAUGGGAUAAAGAUGUACAUCCACGUGGUGGUUUCAUGAGCUAUUUUGGAAAUCAUGCACAAAACUCUCAUUUGGUUGGUGCGCCUAUUUACAUUGCUGAUGCUAGUUCACCACCAGAGGUGGAAAUUUUACAAGGCAAUGAUGAUGGAAAUGGCAAUGGCAAUGUUAGGACUGAGAAGAGGAUACUGUGGACAGAGGAAGAGGAUAUCAUAUUGAUGAGUGCUUGGAUAGAGCAUUCAACUGACUCUACAUGUGGAGCAGAUAAGGGAGGUGGCCAAUAUUGGGGUGAAGUUGUUGAAUCGUACAACAAGACUACCCCACCUCUCAGAAAAAGAAAUCUGAAGCAAUGCAAGGAUAGAUGGCACAAGAUUAAUAGGUGGACGGAUCUCUUUGAGUGUGCUUAUGUAAAGGCUCGUAGAAUUUUUACAAGUGGAUAUUCUAAUCAAAUGUGGAUUGAUGCAGCACACAAGUUUUAUGUGGAUGACAAUAAAGAGGCAAAGCUAGGACCCUUUGUGCUGAUGGAGGUUUGGAAAAUAUGCCGAGAAGUCUCAAAGUGGAAAACAUACAAUGAUAACCUGAGGAAUGCACGUAAAAGGAAAUCAUUUCACUUGGAAGGAGACUCUGAGGAAGCUGAUGACACUUUUGAUGAGAUGCCAAAGCGACCAAUGGGUCAGAAGGCCGCUAAAAAGGCAGCUCUAGAUGCAAAAAUCAAGUCAAAUGGUUUGGGCAGUAGUGAUGAUGGUCACUCAAAGGAGUCUCCUAUUCAGUUAGACAAAUUUGAUAGAUAUAGCAAAUUCCAGGAGGAAAACAAUGACAAGCGCAUGAAACUAUUGGACAGACAGGAAAAAAUAUCUUCUGAGAAGCUAGAGGCCACAAAAAUUGCCCACCUUACAGCACAAGAGUACAAAGAAGGAAGGAAGCUUGAGAAAGAGUCAAAGAUGAUGGAGACUUAUAACAGCCUCAUCUCACAAGAUACAAGUUCAAUGUCUGCUGAGGAAAAGGCGCAGCGAGUUAGUAUGAUGAAGUGUCUUAUGAAAACUCUUUUCCCUGAAUCUGAUUGAACAGAUAUGUCAAUUUUGCAAGUGGAGGCUACUAUCUUUGGCUAUCUGGUGAAUGCCAAAUUAUCUUGCUGUUUUUUCUAUCCUAAACCAACUUUUCCACUUUUUCUAUCCUAAACUCUGGCUAUUGGCAAGUUAUGUUUAAUCUUUCAGCAGGUUCAGUGUAUGUCUCAGUUUAUAUAAUUUUUGUUCAUGCUCAAUCCACUAAGCCUAUUUUGGUGCUUGUUCAGUGAUACACUAUACUACUAAUAUGGAGUAUAUAUAAUCUAGGGAAAAAGAUGGGCAUAUUAGCCUUUUAUUGCAUUCCUUUUCUUUUUGUACUCUCUCUAUAUACAUAUGCAGUUAUGUUUAAUCUUUCAGCAGGUUCAGUGUAUGUCUCUAUACAUAUACAUCCUGUGAGGUCAGUUGGAGUGCCGAGAGGUCUCAUUCAGUUUCAGUUUCUGAAUUAAUGUGAAUGUGAUUUGUAAAUGCGAAUGUGCACUUCAGUUUCUGUUGGAAUGUGAAUGUGCAUGCUUCAGUUUCA
This is a messenger RNA of Oryza sativa Japonica Group (Japanese rice), 2321 nucleotides long. Its product is annotated as glutathione S-transferase T3. The record is from RefSeq and is a predicted model, not a curated record. NCBI's taxonomy places the organism in Eukaryota, Viridiplantae, Streptophyta, Magnoliopsida, Poales, Poaceae.